CCAUACUACCUGAAAAAAAAAAAAUCCAAAAAAAAAAAAGGGAGAGAGAGAGAGAGAGGGAGAGAGUUGUAGUUUUUCUUAUUAGUGACCAUGCAUGACAAGGAUACUUAAUUUCUCUAGCUAGUGUUAGACAUGGAAGUAGAAGAUGAUGUCUUCUUUGCAGACCUUAGCAAGCGAAUUUCACUUCUAAUAAUGGACGAUGAAGAUGACAAGGAGUUGACGGCCUCACAUUAUCCCUCAAUGACUCUUCAGGCAUUUUCUCACGUGUGCCAUAGUCCCAUCGCUACACCUUCCAUGCUUGCAUGUGAACAAACCUGUCGGAGAGAAAGCAAGGGCACUGGAGUUUUCAUUCCUAGAUCAACAUUUCCAAGAAGAAAGAUCAGAUCAGGGAGAUCUGCACCGUUCAACACCACCUGUCAACAGCCUCAGAAAUCAAGAGAAGUGUCCCAUGCAACUAACAAUCCUGAUAUCUCUCGUAACUAUUGUAACUCUAGGGUGUUAAGGAGACAUGAUUAGGCGUUAAUCAGUAAUUAGUUUCUCUAAUUAAAAGGUCUCUCUGGGGACAAGGUUUUCUUUC
Messenger RNA from Magnolia sinica, 577 nucleotides. RefSeq lists its product as uncharacterized. NCBI's taxonomy places the organism in Eukaryota, Viridiplantae, Streptophyta, Magnoliopsida, Magnoliales, Magnoliaceae. The coding region runs from base 133 to 516 and encodes 127 amino acids. The transcript has 2 exons. The record is from RefSeq and is a predicted model, not a curated record.